CUCUGGUCGUCGUCGUCGCUCCUCGUCAUCCCAUCCACUGCGACACACAGAGGGACAUCAACCUCAGACACCGAUCAUCAACCCAUCAUUUCACACUCUGGACAGCCUCCUCAAACUCUACCUAGUAACCUACAAACAACCACAUAACAGGCAAACACACAUACACAAUAUGGCUGACGAAGGUACCAACGUUGUCCCCGAGGCACAGAAGGCCGGAUGGUCGUCUUUCAUCAAGUCGCUGGCCAGCAUGACCGGCGAUCUCUCGAGCAUGACUGCCCCUCCCUUUAUCCUCUCCCCGACCUCGCUCACCGAGUUCCCCGCUUACUGGGGAGAACGACCCGAGCUCUUUGCCGAUAUCGCUCAAGGCAGGGACGAGCAGGAGAGGGCCGAGAGGGUCUUGAGGUGGUUCAUCUGUACCCUCAAGGGACAGUACACCACCCGUAACGAGAAGAUGGGAUCCGAGAAGAAGCCCCUCAACCCCGUACUGGGAGAGCAAUUCUUUGGAGUCUGGCCCAACGUCAACGGACGGGGGGACACCCACUUGAUCGUCGAGCAGGUCUCUCACCACCCCCCUAUCACCGCCUACCACUUGGAGAACAAGCAGGCUGGUGUCGCGCUCUCGGGUCACUCGGGGCAGAAGACCAGUUUCAGCAGCGGUUCCAUUAUCGUCAAGCAGAACGGACAUGCCACCUUGACCAUCACGCUUCCGAAUGGAAAGAAGGAGAACUACUUGAUCACCCUGCCGAAGUUGCAGAUCCAGGGUUUGAUCUGGGGUUCGCCUUACAUCGAGUUGGCCGACUCGACCGCCAUCUCAAGUGACACCGGUUACGUCGCCACCAUCGAUUACAAGGGGAAGGGAUGGGUUUCGGGCAAGGCCCAUUCGUACAAGGCCACCUUGACGCACAACGGCAAGUCGGUGAAGAGCUACGAAGGAACUUGGACCGGGAUCGGCAAGGUCCACAAGACGGAAGAGGUCUUUACCGACUCGACCGUGCCCAAGACCGAGGUCUCAGUCAAGCCCAUCGAGGAGCAGGGCGAGUGGGAGAGCAGGAGGUUGUGGUCCAAGGUGGCCAACGGGAUCAGGACCGGUGACUACGAUGCCGCCUCGCGAGACAAGAGCAGGAUCGAGAACGAGCAGAGGCAAAUGCGAAAAGACGAAGCCGCCGCCGGAUCGUCUUGGCAGCUCAGGUACUUCCAGCACGUCGACAGCGACCCCGUCUACCGACAGUUGGCCAAGGCCAUCAAGGGUGUACCCGAGGAGGAGGACGCUUACCUGAUCGUUAGGUCGUGAGCUGUAAUCACGGCAGCAACGACGGCGAUGGGGACGUGACGCAGGGCGUGGCAGGAUAGACGGUGAAAUUUCCGUGCUUUUGUGCUUUUUCUCUCGGUGGCGUCUUCUAGGCUCUCUGUUUCCUUGAUUCGAUCACGGGUCAAACGGGGACGAGAGGCAAUAGACGACUCCUCUUUUUCCGUAUCUUGUGCUGCUUUUAUUCGUACGCUUCCUAGCCCCGUUCACUGCCGCUUCGGCUAGGACGUGGAAUAGUGUUUCAUUUCCCGUCGUCUCUCUAUUUCGAGGGCGCUCAAACGUGUAUUUAUGAUACCAUGGAGAAACAAGAUUGAGAAUGCGCAUCUGA
Filobasidium floriforme is the source of this 1634-nucleotide messenger RNA. RefSeq lists its product as uncharacterized. The transcript is spliced from 10 exons. NCBI's taxonomy places the organism in Eukaryota, Fungi, Basidiomycota, Tremellomycetes, Filobasidiales, Filobasidiaceae. Gene Ontology annotation, molecular function: oxysterol binding. Gene Ontology annotation, cellular component: membrane; cytosol; intracellular membrane-bounded organelle. Bases 170 to 1291 code for a protein of 373 amino acids. The record is from RefSeq and is a predicted model, not a curated record. Gene Ontology annotation, biological process: piecemeal microautophagy of the nucleus; endocytosis; exocytosis.